AUGGAGAGAAGUCGUUUCCUCUUGUCGAUAACGUUGUUGCUGGUACACUACAGUUCUAUAGGUAUAGUAGGUGCAACACAAACCGACAUCACCACAGACCAGUUUGCUCUUCUUGCUCUCAAAUCCCAUAUCACUAGUGACCCUCACAACAUCUUGGUCAACUGGUCAACCACCACCUCCGUCUGCAACUGGGUUGGCGUCACUUGUGGUUCUCGCCACCUCAGAGUAGCAUCAUUGAAUCUCUCGUACAUGGGUUUCACUGGCACCAUUCCACCACACUUAGGCAACCUCUCAUUCCUUGUUGCACUAAGCUUCAACAAUAACAGCUUCGAUGGUGCUUUGCCCUAUCAAUUGUCUUAUUUGCGUCGCUUGAAGUUGAUUAGCUUCGGAUACAACAAUUUUAUGGGAUCCAUUCCAUCGUGGUUUGGGUCCUUCCCCAAACUUCAAAGCUUCAAUUUGUAUGGCAAUCAGUUUUCAGGUUCCAUACCUAUGACUAUCUUCAACUUGUCUACACUGCAAGUACUUAAUCUAAGGGCUAAUCAACUAUCAGAAAUUCCAAAAGAGAUUGGCUUUUUAGAUCAUGUGGAAGAGUUGUAUGUGCAAUACAAUGCCCUAAAAGGCCCUGUUCCUGUGGUUGUUUUCAACAUGUCUUCUUUGACUACGUUGACUCUAUAUGGAAAUAGCUUGAGUGGUGGUCUUCCAGACAAUAUAUGCCAACAUCUUCCUAGUCUUCAAAACUUGGAUUUGGGUCUCAACCAGUUUGAUGGUCCACUUCCAUCCAAAUUAUGGCAAUGCAAAAAGCUUCUUAUACUAUAUUUGGAGGAAAACAAUUUCAGUGGAAGCAUACCAAAAAAUAUUGGGAACUUAACAAUGAUGAAGGAGAUAUACCUUGACAACAACAAUUUGACGGGAACUAUACCAGAUGAGAUAAGCGAUCUUCAAAAUUUAGAGUCUUUUGCAGUUGGUGAUAAUAAUCUGAAUGGCCUCAUCCCAUCCUCAAUCUUCAAUAUCUCCACGAUAAGAGUAAUGUUGCUUAGUCGGAAUCAGCUAUCGGGUAGCCUCCCAGCAAACAUAGGCCUUGGGCUUCCAAACCUACAACAGCUUUAUAUAGCAGCAAAUGACCUCAGCGGAGAAAUCCCCAACCUCUCCAAUGCUUCUACGCUCAGCAAGAUAGAUUUGAACAACAACUCAUUUACAGGGUUUAUUCCAAGGACGCUUUGUGCCUUAAAAAACCUUCAGAGUCUUCACUUAGGCCGGAAUAAUUUGACGAUUCAAAUCACUUCGACUCCAGAAGCAAGCAUUCUCUCUUGUUUGGCUAAUCUUAGAAAUUUGACAAAACUAUCCUUGCGAGAUAAUCCGUUAAAUGCCAGACUUGACGAUUCCUUUCGGAAUUGCUCUACAUCGUCGCUUCAAUAUAUUAAUUUAUUAAAUUGCAGCAUGAGGGGUAACAUUCCCAUUGGUAUUGGCAACUUUAGCAACUUGUUAACCUUAUCCCUGAGGUACAAUCAAUUGAGUGGCUCAAUUCCAACUGCAGUGGGAAGACUUGGGAAUCUCCAAGGUCUGUUUUUUUCUGGUAACAAGUUGCGAGGGUACAUCCCAUAUCAACUUUGUCAAUUAGAAAACCUAGCUUACUUAUAUUUGGGUAGUAAUCAACUCUCGGGUUCUAUACCUUCUUGCUUGGGAAAUCUAUCCACAUCUCUAAGAACUCUAUCACUGGAGUCCAAUUCGUUGAGUUCCACAAUACCAUCUACUCUUUGGAGACUUGCCUAUAUCUUGCAUGUAAACAUAUCAUCCAAUUCUCUAAUUGGACCUCUCUCGCAAGAUAUUGCAGAGUUGAAAGUUGUGGUAGAUGUAGAUUUAUCAAAUAACCAUUUAUCUGGUGUUAUACCAAGCACCAUUGGGGGUCUUUGGGAUUUGGUUAUUCUAUCCUUGGCAAAUAAUAAUUUGGAAGGCCUUAUUCCAAGUUCAUUUCACGACUUGGUAAGCCUCGAACACUUGGAUUUAUCCAGAAACAAUCUGGCUGGAGUGAUUCCAAGGUCUUUAGAAGCUCUCUUACAUCUCAAGUAUCUGGAUUUGUCUUUCAACAGGCUCCAAGGAGAAAUUCCAACAGGUGGACCAUUCCAAAACUUUUCCGCUCAAUCAUUUGUCUCAAACAGGGCACUCUGUGGUGCAGCCAGACUCCAUGUUCCACCAUGCAAAAAUAGUACAAUUGAACCAAAUUGGAGGAAAGCUAAAUAUAUCAUCCCAGUGAUCGUAUCAGUAAUUUUCUUUGUGGCCUCCAUAUCUAUCUUUGUAAUACGCAGGAAAAGGAAUGUGGAAGUUGCUGGAGAGGCUACCUCGUUGCCUCAACUUCUUUGGAGAAGAAUUUCAUACCUAGAACUUCUAAGGGCCACAAAUGGAUUUAACGAAAAUAACUUACUUGGAAGUGGGGGUUUUGGGUCAGUAUAUAAAGGGACACUUUCAGAUGGAAUAGAUGUUGCAGCAAAGGUUUUCAAUUUACAGCUAGAAGGGGCUUUUAGGAGUUUUGACAGGGAAUGUGAAAUGCUAAGUAAUAUUCGUCAUCGAAACCUUAUCAAAAUCAUCAGUUGUUGCAGUGAAAUUGAUUUCAAAGCCUUGGUAUUGAACUACAUGCCUAAUGGGAGCCUGGACAAUUGGUUGUAUUCUCAAAACUACUCUUGUUUGAAUAUCUUACAGAGGUUGAAUAUAAUGAUAGACGUUGCAUCUGCACUGGAAUACCUACACCAUGGUUAUUCAAUACCUAUUGUGCACUGUGAUAUGAAGCCAAGCAAUAUACUACUAGAUGAUGAUAUGGUUGCUCAUGUUGCUGAUUUUGGAAUUGCAAAACUUUUGGGUGGAGGAGAUUCUGUUACCCAAACCAUGACCCUGGCCACAGUUGGGUAUAUAGCUCCAGAGUAUGGAAUGGAAGGAAUAGUUUCAACAAGAGGGGAUGUGUACAGUUUCGGAAUUGUAGUGAUGGAAACAUUCACAAGAAGAAAGCCAACAGAUGAGAUGUUUGGUGAUGAAAUGAAUAUAAAGCAAUGGAUUGCAAACUCACUAUUGUUAACAGAUGCAAUGAUAGAUGAAGUUAUGGAUGGCAAUUUGCUUGGGAGUGGGACAGAGCAGGAAGAUGAUGAUCAUGUGAGGAAGAGGGAUUGCUUAUCAUCCAUUAUGAGAUUAGCUCUUGCUUGUUGUGCAAACUCACCAGAAGAGAGGAUAAGUAUGAAGGAAGCUGUAGCCACACUAAACAAAAUCAAGAUGAAGUUUCUGAAGGAUGCUGCUGCAGGAGGAGGUGUGAUGUUAAACCAUCCUCUUGCUCAGCGCUUCAAUUAA
Prunus avium (sweet cherry) is the source of this 3330-nucleotide messenger RNA. The record is from RefSeq and is a predicted model, not a curated record. Lineage: Eukaryota; Viridiplantae; Streptophyta; Magnoliopsida; Rosales; Rosaceae.